Messenger RNA from Brassica oleracea var. oleracea, 683 nucleotides. RefSeq names its product desiccation-related protein At2g46140-like. Gene Ontology annotation, cellular component: cytosol. Lineage: Eukaryota; Viridiplantae; Streptophyta; Magnoliopsida; Brassicales; Brassicaceae. The transcript has 2 exons. Gene Ontology annotation, biological process: response to desiccation. The record is from RefSeq and is a predicted model, not a curated record. The coding region runs from base 45 to 545 and encodes 166 amino acids.
UCAAAAUAACAAAUCGAAACAUCAAAAAAAGAGAAGAAGAGAGAAUGGCAUCAACGGAGCAAAAGGAGGUAGAAGAAAAUGGGUCGAUGAUUUCAGGUUUGUUGGACAAAGCCAAAGGUUUCUUUGCAGAGAAGCUAGCGAAUGUUCCGACUCCUGAAGCCGCCGUAGACAACGUCGAUUUCAAAGGCGUGACACGUCAAGGUGUAGACUAUCACGCCAAGGUCUCCGUCAAGAAUCCUUACUCUCAGACGAUCCCUAUUUGCCAGAUCUCUUACGUCCUCAAGAGCGCCACAAGGACGAUAGCGUCGGGUACAAUACCGGACCCGGGUUCGUUGGUUGGGAACAAGACAACGGUUUUGGACGUACCGGUUAAGGUGGCUUAUAGCAUAGCGGUUAGUCUGAUGAAGGACAUUGGCUCGGACUGGGACAUUGACUAUCAACUCGACAUUGGACUAACCUUCGAUAUUCCUGUUGUUGGUGACAUUACCAUUCCUGUUUCUACUCAGGGUGAGAUCAAGCUCCCUUCCCUUCGCGACUUCUUUUAAUUUCAACUAUGGUUUGUCUUAAUUAUAAUCUAAUCUUCAAUAAGGUUCGACCCAUAAGCAUAGGCGAUCGGAUAUUUUAUUUCAGGAUUUCCUUUUUUUGUUAUUGAAUUGUUAAGGAUAUUUCGUAUUUGUUGACUA